This is a messenger RNA of Callithrix jacchus (white-tufted-ear marmoset), 2104 nucleotides long. The record is from RefSeq and is a predicted model, not a curated record. NCBI's taxonomy places the organism in Eukaryota, Metazoa, Chordata, Mammalia, Primates, Cebidae.
CCUGGGGUCUGAGAUGGGAUUUCUGGGCAUAGUUGUGCUCUGCAGGGAGCCCAGGUCAGGUUUGGAGAGUCGCUGCCAGGGAUCCUGCAGCACCCGCCCCACCACUGCUCUCCUCCAGCCCCCAGUUCCAGCACCUUGGCCCAAGUCAGGCUUCCUUUGAGAAACCCAGUGGCCCCUUCCUGCCACCUCUAAAUCUCUGCUCAAAGCAUCUUUGUUUGAGGCUGGUCCUGUAAAGCCACAGCCCCGCCUUGGCCCUGUUAAUCACUCCCUGGCUAAGCCUUGCUCUCUCCUGGACCUUUAAGACCCUGGGCCCCUCCCCCAAUCCCAGUCAGCAGAGAGGGCACCAGGCUGUGAGGACGUGGUCACCUGGGGCCUGGGCAGAAAGAAGGGUAUAAUGCCUGGACCACGGGGAUCAGUCCAAGACCCACCAGGAACUGAAGGACCACAGAGUGGGUGAGGAGGUGGGGUGGGGAUUGGUGCCCUGGGCCAGGACCCUCCUCUCUUCUCCCUGCUGGCUCCAGACCAGCGUCCAUGUCCUGAGCAGUGCCACCCUUACCUAGCCCAGCUCUGAAGACAAAAUGAGGGUGGCUUCCUGUCUCCAAGUCCCGCUCCUUUUGGUGCUGGGAUUUGCUGGGACUCGGGGAAAGAAGUCAGCAGCCUGUGGGCAGCCCCGCGUGUCCAGUCGGAUCGUGGGGGGCCGGGAUGCCCAGGACGGAGAAUGGCCGUGGCAGGCGAGCAUCCAGCACCGUGGGGCACACGUGUGCGGGGGGUCGCUCAUCGCCCCCCAGUGGGUGCUGACGGCAGCACACUGCUUCCCCAGGAGGGCACUGCCAGCUGAGUAUCGCGUGCGCCUAGGGGCGCUGCAUCUGGGCCCCACCUCUCCCCACACGCUCUCAGUGCCCAUUCGACGGGUGCUGCUGCCCCCAGACUACUCCGAGGAUGGGGCCCGCGGCGACCUGGCACUGCUGCAGCUGUGUCGCCUGGUGCCCCUGAGUGCCCGCGUCCAGCCCGUCUGCCUUCCCGUGCCCAGCGCCCCCCUGCGGCCUGGCACAAUGUGCUGGGUCACUGGCUGGGGCAGCCUCCACCCAGGAGUGCCCCUCCCAGAGUGGCGACCACUGCAGAAAGUAAGGGUGCCGCUGCUGGACUCUCGAACCUGCGACCGCCUCUACCACGUGGGCACUGACAUGUCCCAGGCCAAGCGCAUUGUGCCGCCCGGGAGCCUGUGUGCCGGCUACUCCCAGGGCCACAAGGACGCCUGCCAGGGUGAUUCUGGAGGACCCCUGACCUGCCUGCAGUCUGGGAGCUGGGUUCUGGUAGGCGUGGUGAGCUGGGGCAAGGGUUGUGCCCUGCCCAACCGUCCAGGUGUCUACACCAACGUGGCCACAUAUAGCCCCUGGAUUCAGGCUCACAUAAGCAUCUAAUGCGGCUCAUGAGGCUGACCUGGAGCCAGCUCCUGGGGUCCCUCAGCCUCCUGGUUCAUUCGGGACCCUCCCAUACCACAGAUCCCUAAUAAAGCUAAGGCCGCCCCGCCCCCCUGCCCACCACCUCCUGCCUCCUCUUCUUUUUGGGGCCCAUCAGAUCUGAUUACACCAACCCUCAUCAAGGGAUCUGCCAUGCGUCCUGGGGGUCACACUUCUCGCUCCCUUCCUGGCUUGCAUUUAGUUUUCUUAGCCCUGGCCAAGGCUGGGCACAAGGCAUGCAGCAGUGGGCAAACCAAUUCCUACCCAUCUGGCCUGUGCGCCCAUCUUUUUCUGGAGAAAGUCUGAUUGACAGCAUGACAGAGAUUUGACACCAGGGAGAUUCUUUACAGCUGGCUUUGAAGACGGGGGACCACAGCCUGUGAGCAGCCUCUAGGAGCUGAGAGCAGCCUCUGCCAACAGCCGGCAGGGAAUCGGAACCCUCAGACCCACAGCCGCAAGGCACCAGAUUCUGGCAGCACCCUGAAGGAGUUGGGAAGUGAGUUCUUCCCCAGCCUCCAGAUAAGAGCCCCGCCGGCCAAUCCCUUCAUUUCAACCUAAUGAGACCCUUGGCAGAGAACCUAGCUGAGCCACCUGGACUCCUGACGUACAGAGUUGUGACCUAAUAAAGAUGUGUUUUAAGCUGC